Ictalurus punctatus (channel catfish) is the source of this 2897-nucleotide messenger RNA. It is a transcript of the gene iah1, whose product is annotated as isoamyl acetate hydrolyzing esterase 1 (putative). The transcript is spliced from 6 exons. The record is from RefSeq and is a predicted model, not a curated record. Lineage: Eukaryota; Metazoa; Chordata; Actinopteri; Siluriformes; Ictaluridae. Bases 63 to 815 code for a protein of 250 amino acids. Gene Ontology annotation, molecular function: hydrolase activity, acting on ester bonds.
CUGCAUUAAACCCCAGGCGAAGUGAAACAGGGAGACAGAAGAAGAAGAUAUGUUCAGAACAUAUGUAUGGUGUACUUUCAUUUAGCAACAUGUCGAAAAUAAAGAGUAUUGUAUGGCCUCGGGUGGUUCUGUUUGGAGACUCGAUUACACAGUUUUCUUUCCAAGAGAAAGGAUGGGGCUCUGAUUUAGCAAACAAGCUGGCGAGAAAGUGUGACGUGGUGAACAGAGGUUUGUCUGGAUACAACACUCGAUGGGCUAAACUGGUUCUUCCCCGGAUCAUCCCAAAUCCCGGUGCUUCUCAUCGUUCUAUCGCAGCAGUGACCGUGUUCUUCGGUGCAAACGACUCUGCCCUGGAAGAUAAGAACCCGCAGCAGCAUGUUCCCCGUGAGGAAUACUCGGAGAAUCUGAAGGACAUAGUGAAAUAUCUGGCCUCAGCUGGUGUGCCUAAGGACAAGGUCAUAUUCAUCAGUCCUCCACCAAUUCAAGAGGAACUCUGGGAAAAAGAGUGCAUACUAAAAGGAUGUUCUCUGAACCGUCUCAACUCUGUGGCUGGUCAGUAUGCUCAGGUGUGUGUCCAGACUGCAAAACAGUGUGGAGUGGACGUGAUCGACCUCUGGUCCCUCAUGCAAAAAGAUGGAGAGGACUUCUCAGUCUAUCUCUCAGACGGCUUGCACCUCUCUGAGAAGGGCAACCAGUUUGUAGCCGAGCACGUGUGGAGUCUGUUGGAGAGCAAAGUGGCUGAUUUACCCUUUAUCCUGCCUUACUGGGCUGAUGUAGACUGUGAGAACCCUGAGAACAGCCUGCUGUGUGAUUAGAGUCGACAGCCACACCGGACGUCUAUCUGAUGCAAGUUUACGGUCACUGGUUCUGUUGUUUUGUGACUUUUUCUGGCCGAUUUGCACUGAGGCUUUGUAUUUAAGGGAGGGAUGAGAAAAAGGAAAACCAGGUGCUUCGUUAUUGGCUGGAGCUCACGGGUAAUGCUGGUAAAGGUUGACUCAAGUAACAGUGUGUUCACAUCAUGUUGGAAUUACAAGAUGGAGGCUCAGAGGUUCUGCUACGGGCUUUUUAAGUCUCCUCGGACUCACGAACAGUUUAGAAUCGUUUAUAAAGCGAACAGAAAAUGAAUGAUAGGCAUGUAUAGAAUUAAAUACUGAUUUUAUGCUCCUAACUACUGUGGAAGACAGAAGCAUGUAAUCAGUCUCUCCAGGAUUUUGCGAUCUCACAAAUUUUAACACAAAAUUCAAGGAAGAGCCACAAUAUUCGGAAGUGCUUGCAAUUUUUUCCGGAAUUACCACAGAUUUUCCAGAGAUUCGGGCCAAGACGCUUCGCGUGACGUCUUCACAACGCACGUUCCGCCAAAGCCCUAUUUAUUUCACAUGCGUCGAACGAGUACAGCUGGAAGAUCUCUUUACCAAACAUCACUGCAAAAGAAUAGUGAAAAAUUGCAAUUUCACCAAUUCAAGUAGUUUUCCACAAAAAAAACAAACUCUACAAAUUGUAUUUCAAAUCUUUAAAAAUCUGCAGCAAAAUAAAGCGGUUGCAGCAAUCACAAAAAAAAAGCCCCUCUGUGAACCCUGUACAGACUGAUGUAAUGACCAAUGACUGUAACUCCAACAUGCUGUGAAUAUACAGUAAUACAUGGCAUUAUGCUGUUAAGUCCAUGAAUGCUUUAUUUUCUAGUGUCCUUUCACAGGUCUUUUUUUGUUUUGCUGUAAUAUUAAAUCAAUUUGAAUGUUGAACAGCAGACAAACCCGGUGCAAUGCAAGGAGGGUAACAGUAAUCCCUACACCAAGCAGCUGACACUGAUUUGUAUCGACAUUCUGAUCAGCUCGAUUGCAGUCACUUCUUUACUGAUGAAAGAGCAAUUAUUGCACUGUUUUAUCAAAUCCAAAACACUCAUCAGGUACUAAAUCACCUCUGCAGACAAAAUGAGUUAACGUGUGUGCGCAGGACUGUGCAAGGGCUUGGAAGUAUUCAUCAUUUAUGAUUAAGAUGUUUAAUCUGUAAUACAGGUUAAGUUCAUGUACUCAAUUACUCGUUUCUUACUACAUUGAUGGAAGGAUGCGACUUUGAUUAAAGUGGGUUGGGUUUCUAUCCAGUGUGUUUACAGUCAUGUUCAGUACAAGAGCGUGUGUAGUGGUAGAGUUUAUUCUUGUGGGUUCAUACAGUGUAAGUAAAUAAAAAGAUAUAUACAUCUAGAACACAAAAUCUAUCGUAUUAGCACUAAAUACAACCUGAAACAUUUCAAGCGAAAUAUGACAAAGUUUCUGAUCUAGCAAAGGAAGGAAUAGACAUUAUAUAAUAUUUUAAACACCAUAAAAGGAAAAAAAAAAAAGAAGCAGUAUUGCAUGGGUUUAUGGCACAGUAAAAUAUGGGCAUCACCAAGCCAUAAAUUACAACACUUAAGUAACAAUUAGAGUGAUAUAAAUGGAGAAUGAAAUAUGGUAUCAACAAAAAAAAAGCACAAGCUAGGUAUUAGAACUGAAAUAUACACAUUGCAGCAUACUCAGAUUUAAAUUUAAUGCAACGGUUUCAACAAUAAAAUGACAUUUAUAUAAAUUCACAUAAAUAGUGCUUAAUCAUAAAUCCAUAAUGUUAUAUUUUCUCUAAAACAGCUUUUGGGUAAUUAUGGACCCCACCCCCACACACACACACACACACACACAGAGAGAAAGAGAACCAGCACCUAAAGUAUACCUUGGCUUAAUAUAAAACAUGUUUUAACACUUUUCCUUCUGAUAUGUUUAUGUGGACUCACAAAUGUGCAUUUAAAUUACAGUUCAGUGUAUUCAUAUUUCAUUGACUCUUCCAGUUCAAACUUUCAGGCAGUUUAUAGCGAAUAGAAAACGGUAAGCGUAGUAACCGGAACUGCUACAGAACAGCAGAGACAGGAAUGG